CUCAAACUGAAUCAAACUUCAUGCCUGAGGUUGGAAAUCUUCCCAGUCAACUCACCACGGCCACAGAGCACGGUGGGAGACGAGGCGAGAGGGGAGAUGAACACUUUUCAGAGAAACGAAUCCAAGGAAAGUUUGUUCACUUUUAUUUCUGCAGGAGAUGAUCCCCCCAAAGGAGAUUUCCCUGUUCAGAAAAAAUCUCCGAAACUCUGUGGCUCCAACUAUCCCCUGAGCAUCGCCUUCAUUGUGGUGAAUGAGUUCUGUGAGCGCUUCUCCUACUAUGGCAUGAGAGGUAUGUGGCCCAUGGGAAGAGACUAUCCGAUCCUUGUGUUUCUGUAUAUGAUGGCCUGGCCGUCAGGACAGCUAAAAGGAAAGCAAGCAACCACAUCAGAUAAUUGGCUGGGGAAAUACAAGACUAUCAUCUACCUCUCCAUUGUGUAUGUGGUUGGCCAUCUGAUAAAGUCAGUCGGUGCAAUUCCAUCCCUUGGCAACCAGGCAGUUCACGUGGUCCUGUUUAUGGUGGGUCUGUUUUUGAUCGCCCUUGGAACGGGAGGUAUCAAGCCCUGUAUCUCUGCAUUUGGUGGGGACCAGUUUGAAGAGGAACAUACCUCAGAGAGAAGCAAGUUUUUCUCCGUCUUCUAUUUAUCCAUUAAUGCUGGAAGUUUGAUCUCUACGUUUGUAACGCCUGUAUUAAGAGGGGAUGUGAAAUGUUUUGGAGAGGAUUGUUAUGCGCUGGCUUUUGGUGUCCCAGCAGCACUAAUGGUGUUGGCACUUGUUGUGUUCAUAGCUGGAAGUGGACUGUACAGAAAAACACCGCCACAAGGAAAUGUCUUACUUGAAGUAUGCAAAUGCAUUGGAUUUGCUAUUAAAAACAGGCUGAAAAACCGCUCCCGUCAGAUUCCAAAGAGAGAUCACUGGCUUGACUGGGCGUCAGAAAAGUACUCGAAAGAACUGAUUGGGGAGGUUAAAAUGGUGACACGUGUUCUGUUUCUCUUCUUACCACUGCCGAUGUUCUGGGCCCUGUUUGAUCAGCAGGGAUCCAGGUGGACUUUGCAAGCUACAAAGAUGAACGCUGACUUUGGAAUAUAUGUCCUUCAGCCUGACCAAAUGCAGUUCUUAAAUCCACUUCUUAUUCUUGUCUUCAUCCCAAUUUUUGACCUUGGGCUCUAUCCUCUGAUAAGCAUGUGCAAAUUUAAUUUCACACCUAUUAGGAAAAUGGCAACGGGUAUGAUCCUUGCAGGGAUGGCAUUUGGACUCGCAGCCAUUGUAGAGGUCAAAAUAAAUGAAACCGAUAUGCCUCAACUUGUCCCAAAAGAAAGUUUAAUUCAGGUCCUGAAUUUGGCAAAGAACCCAGUUCAAGUGACAAUCCAAGACCAGAACCUAUUUCAGCAGCCAGUGGAGGCUUUCCAGAGCCCAGAUGAGUACUCACAUUUAAUACUGAAUGGAGAGCAACAGAGCCUUCAGUUCAUCCUGCAACAUCAAGGAUCAUCUCUUGCUUUUAACUACACCAUGAAGGAGAAAACAGUGUACACUUUAAUUGUUUUUGAGGCAGGAGGAAACCUAUCAAGUCGCUUAAUUUCAGACUUGGAAGCAAAGCCAGAAAAUGGUUUGGCAGCUGUUAGAUUCAUUAAUGGUUUGAGCCAAGAUGUCAACCUCACCAUUGACAGCAAACAGUUCAUACCUGUUCAGAGAAACUAUGGUGUUUCUGGGUACUCGCUGGUAGAGAGGGACAUAUAUGAUAAUGGAAAAUGCAUUACUGAAACUGGGGAAUUCACCCUGGACCUAGGGCUGCUUGACUUUGGUGCAUCGUACACUGUUGUGAUAACUAAUGUUUCUGGAGGUGCGGUUCAGACAUGGAAGUCAGAAGACAUCAAAGCCAACAAUGUCCAUAUGGCUUGGCAGUUACCACAGUACUUAUUAAUAUCUGCUGGAGAAGUGAUGUUCUCCAUUACGGGUCUGGCCUUCUCCUAUUCUCAGUCUCCAGCCAGCAUGAAGUCAGUGCUGCAAGCAGGCUGGCUGCUCACGGUGGCUGUUGGGAAUACACUCGUCCUUGUUGUUGCUCAGGCUGCACCUAUGGCGCAGUGGGCUGAAUUUGUCUUGUUCACUGUUCUACUCUUUGCUGUGUGCAUUAUUUUCUCCAUCAUGGGAUAUUUCUAUGUCAGUGUGGAUCCAGAGGACCUAGAAGAAAAGGAAGAGAAGAGAGAGACCCCAAGUAGAGGAAACAUGAUUAGUCUCGUUACUCAGAAAACAAAGCUCUAACACAUUAUAGGUUGGGAUCUUUUUCUUUCUUAUUUUCUUUCUUUUUAUUGUUUUAAUUUUUUUAACUCAGUAGAUGGUAGGGGGAAAGAGGAAUGGAGACAAUGUUAUUUCAUAGUACUGUGGUCUUUACUACUCAGAAUGUAGCUGCCAUCUCAAUGGGAUAAAGUAACCCUCUAUAAAAACAGGAGGGAUCCUGAAAUCUGAGCAAAAUUCCCUGGGAGAAAUCCUGUGGUAUUAAAUACCCACAUACAUAAAGACAAUGGAAUUUAGAACCUGCCCAUCUUUCUAAGCAAGGAAUGCUUUCCUAUGGUUUUAUUUUUACUAUAUAUUUACAGCAGCAGAGAGGAAGGGUAUGCCAGCAAAAGCUGGAGAUGCUUGGAGAAAAGGAUGAAAAAAUCCAGAAUGGGAUCAGGGAAGAAUAGAUGUUACAGAUGGAAGGUUUUUUUUUUUUUAUUUUUAGUUUUUACUGCAAUCCUCAAAGACUGGAAGAGUUACAAUCCCCCAAAUUUCAUCAUGUAACUCUCUUUAUGAGUAUUUCACCCCAUUACUGCAAAUUAUGUUUGGUCCUGAUUUAUGACUUUCACCUCCAGGCCCAGAAGUAAUAACAGGGAAUUAAAUGCUGCAGGCUAAACUAUUCCCAAAGCGCUACUGAACAAGAAAUGCAUUUUACCAUCUCUCUGAUAUACGGUUCUUCUUAGAAGUCUGCAGUAACUGAUUGUAUUCUUUGAUUAGACGUGAUUAGAGAAUUGGUUUACAUUUUUGAACUUUAGGAAUCCAAGCUGUUAUUUGUAAUCUUCCUAUAUAUAAGGUCUGUAUUGGACAUCUCCUUUACCAGUACCUGCCACUGCAAGUUAGGCUAUGGCUGUUUUCUCAUCUCAUGCUUCAGUUGUUCUCCACUGGGAGACACACUGCAGCAGUUUCUAUAAAAUUCCAGGCAUCCUGCAGUGACUUAAACGAGAAGCACUUUACCAUCUUUUUUCAAUUUACAAAAGGAUACCGUGGCACAUGAGAUUUUUCUUUUCCUACCUGAUUUUUGUCUCACUACCCAUGUAAAUAUGUAGGUAUUUCAGUGGAAUUGUGAGAAUUGCCUGAUUUUCCUUGCUUGCAUGAAUUGAGAAUUUUCUUGUUCUGCAUUCAAACUGUUUCAACCAUUGCCAAUCUAGUAAAACUCCUUGGACAGUCCCUGCCUUCCUCUGUCACUCCAAGGUUGCAGCUGUGACAAGUAUGGCCUAAUUUACUAAAAGACUGUCAGUAGGGUCCUCAGGUUCCCAGAGAAUAGAUUUUUAAUGAUGCUUUCCUCUUCCACCUUGGCAUUGGUCAUAUCAUGAAAUACUGUAUUUCCACCUUGAACAGGAGUGUGCUAAGGAAUAUGCUUAGCUUGACAUCA
This is a messenger RNA of Coturnix japonica (Japanese quail), 3643 nucleotides long. The record is from RefSeq and is a predicted model, not a curated record. Lineage: Eukaryota; Metazoa; Chordata; Aves; Galliformes; Phasianidae.